AUGUUCUACAACUGGUCCUACACCAAUCGAUUGGCCGGACGACCAACGGAACGUGUGAGUGGGAUUUAUUCUCGACUGGAGAAGGAGGGCUGUUUUCAUUUAUUCCGAAAUGGCUGGGAGGUAUUGCUUUUCUUUGAAAAUUUUUCUGAUUUUCAUCUCAAAGGCUUCACGGUACGUGGUAAAGAUGCCGAAAAAUUUUUGGAUUAUAUUUUGACGAAUAAAUCUCCUCCACCUGGUGGGGUUUCGUCUGCGCUUAUGCUAACGAGAAAAGGAAAUAUUUUUUCGCCAGUGGAGCUAUUCCAUCAUGACCAGUUCAGAUCGGAAUAUCUACUGAUAUCGGAUCCGGAACGAGAAUCGCGUGAUAUCAACUGGAUGAAAAGAGCGGCUUCUGAAUUGCAAGCAAAUGUAGAAAUAUCCGGCGUAAGCGAGUAUCUGGCUUCACUUGCAAUCGUCGGUCCAAAAAGUCGUGCAGUAUUAGAAGAACUCACGAAAUCGGAUUUGGGAUUCGAUCAGAGUGCUGCGAAAUUGAUGAGGCUCGAUGCUGUACCAGUUCUUGCUGUUCGUACCACCUCUUCCACU
Gongylonema pulchrum is the source of this 579-nucleotide messenger RNA. NCBI's taxonomy places the organism in Eukaryota, Metazoa, Nematoda, Chromadorea, Rhabditida, Gongylonematidae. The record is from the annotation of a GenBank genome assembly.